UUCUGUCUGUACAACUCCAGGAAAUGACGACCUAUGCUUGACUUCAAACUUCCAGAGGCGGGUGCUGCCGGACGAGUGGAAAAAUUCCACUCGGAAACAAGCAAACAAAAAAUUAAUUCUAUGUUGAGCUUUUGUGAUAACGUAUUUGAUGUAACCAUAGAUGUAUUUCUAAGUGCAAGCGGUUCUAAACGUUUUCGAAUGGUGUUUCACAUCAACCAUUUGCAACAGAAUGAGCUUGCUUGAAAUUAGUGAGAAUGUCAAACUUGCUAGAGAAUACGCCUUGCUUGGAAACUACAGCUCCGCUGUUGUGUGCUACCAGGGGGUGCUUGAACAGAUCAAGAUGCUUUUCUCAGUUCGAGACUCUGCAUUACAGCAAAAAUGGCAACAGGUUUGGCAAGAAAUCAGUGAGGAGACUAAACAUGUUAGGGAAAUCAUGGCAACAUUAGAGAGUUUUCAGCUUGAGACUGCCCAAUCCAAACCAAGCUGUCAAGAAGGAGACAUUUGGUCUGUGCAGCCAGAACGCAGGUCUUCGCCCUGUCCGGUGAGGCGGCCGCAGCAGCCUUACAAAGAGAGCAAACCGCACAACAACCGCCUGAGCGUGGCCGGCCGGGCUCCGCACCGCCAGUCACCGCGAGGGCCCAACGGCCCAAAGCCUGGGAAGGGCAAGGAGAAGCGGGAGGCGCCAAGCAGGCCUAAGGAUGAAAAGAACAAAGCUGAGGUCUCGGAGACUGAGGUGAAGAAAUUUGACGGAACAGGAUAUGACAAAGACCUUGUGGAGGCCCUGGAACGUGAUAUUAUAUCACAAAAUCCCAAUGUCAAGUGGGAUGACAUUGCAGAUUUGGAAGAAGCAAAGAAGCUGUUGAAGGAAGCAGUGGUUCUGCCGAUGUGGAUGCCUGAAUUCUUCAAAGGAAUUCGCCGACCAUGGAAGGGAGUGCUUAUGGUUGGGCCGCCUGGUACUGGGAAAACACUGCUAGCCAAAGCUGUUGCUACGGAGUGCAGAACCACUUUCUUCAACGUGUCCUCAUCUACUCUUACCUCAAAGUACAGAGGGGAGUCUGAGAAACUCGUCCGGCUCCUGUUUGAAAUGGCGAGGUUCUACGCCCCCACCACCAUAUUUAUCGACGAAAUUGACUCCAUGUGCAGCCGAAGGGGAACGUCGGAGGAGCACGAGGCCAGCAGGAGGGUGAAGGCUGAGCUCCUGGUGCAAAUGGAUGGUGUUGGCGGGGCUUCAGAAAAUGAGGAUCCUUCGAAGAUGGUCAUGGUUCUGGCAGCCACCAAUUUCCCCUGGGACAUCGAUGAGGCUCUGAGACGCCGCCUGGAGAAGAGGAUUUAUAUCCCUCUGCCAUCCGCCAAAGGCAGAGUGGAGCUACUCAAAAUUAAUCUCAAGGAGCUGGAGCUGGCCAAUGACGUGGACAUGGCGAAGAUCGCCGAACAGAUGGAGGGGUACUCCGGUGCAGACAUCACUAAUGUUUGCCGGGACGCCUCGCUCAUGGCGAUGCGGCGGCUCAUCGAGGGCCUGACGCCGGAGGAGAUCCGCAACAUCUCCAGAGACGAGAUGCACAUGCCCACCACCAUGGACGACUUCGAGUCGGCCCUGAGGAAGGUGUCCAAAUCCGUGUCAGCUGCCGACCUGGAGAAGUACGAGAAGUGGAUCGCCGAAUUCGGCUCCUGCUGAGGCGUGGAACAAGCCUUUCUGUGUUCUCAAAGAAACAUUCACUUGGUGUGGAGGACAAGGACCAGUUUUCAUUGGGUUUGCGUAAUUGCCAUAGUAAGAUUCAGACAUUCUGGGGGCCUUUUUUUCGGUUUUGCUUGUAUUUUUAUUCUGUCGGGUUGCUUCAUAUUGAGGGUGGCAACCAUGAGCACUUUUGAGAAACACUAUGGCCUUUACUUACAAUUUCACUACAUGGGCUAGAAGCUGUGACAUAAAUAUAGUAUGACAACAUUCAGAAGAUUGUUUGGUGUCACUUACUGUCACUUAUAGUCCAUUAUUUAGACUGAAGCAAAAAUCCUCUUUCACAAGAAAUAAUUAUUUGUAUUUGUAUGGCUUUUAACCCUUGCCUCAGUUACUCCUUGUACCAAAGUGUCCACUGUAUAACAGGGUUUUAGCCAUUUUGCCAGUGAUGUCUCAGUUGAAGAGUUGGAAUAGAUUUGAAGUUGUUUUAUGCACUUGAUUUUAUGGGGGGCGGGGGGGGACUCAUCUGGUUCUUCCAAAAAUCACUACUUGGUCCCCCAAACUGUGGUACUGAGUUGGAAAUCUACCACAGUAACGUGAAAAAUGUAAUGUUAAUAAAGCUAUUUAAAAGUCGAA
This is a messenger RNA of Conger conger (European conger), 2308 nucleotides long. RefSeq names its product katanin p60 (ATPase containing) subunit A 1 (gene katna1). Gene Ontology annotation, biological process: microtubule severing. The coding region runs from base 230 to 1675 and encodes 481 amino acids. The transcript has 11 exons. The record is from RefSeq and is a predicted model, not a curated record. NCBI's taxonomy places the organism in Eukaryota, Metazoa, Chordata, Actinopteri, Anguilliformes, Congridae. Gene Ontology annotation, molecular function: ATP binding; ATP hydrolysis activity; microtubule binding. Gene Ontology annotation, cellular component: microtubule cytoskeleton.